This is a messenger RNA of Stegodyphus dumicola, 3453 nucleotides long. RefSeq lists its product as uncharacterized. Lineage: Eukaryota; Metazoa; Arthropoda; Arachnida; Araneae; Eresidae. Gene Ontology annotation, cellular component: extracellular matrix; plasma membrane. The record is from RefSeq and is a predicted model, not a curated record. Gene Ontology annotation, molecular function: protein binding.
AUUCGCGCACACGAAUCCCAACCCGAUUCAGUUCGACGUUGUUUCUCAAAUUGUUGAGUACCCGUACGUGUUGCGCGAGUUCUUUGCAACUGUUGUAAAUGUGGGGAGCGAAAAAUUGUACUGUGUAAAGUACUAGGAAAGUUUACAUAGGCAUUUGCCCUCACUUUCUACACACACCUGUUGAAAAAAAAAAUAUUAAAAACAUUUUUCGCUUGUUUUGCUCCGUUCGGGACAGUUCUUGCUGACUAUUUCGGUUGUUUUGUAGUGUGCGAGCGGCACGGACAGCGGUGUUUAUAGUGUUGGUACUGUGGAGGAGUUAGUUGUUGGCCUUGACUUAUUAUGGUAAUUCAUUACUUCACCCGUAAGGCAGUUGGUCAAAAUCCUACAGGACAUUAAGAUCGCCGUUCAUUUUUACCAGGUCGCCGGAUUAUAUAUCCACCGUUUACUGUAAAACCUGCUUGGCACUUACUGUAGCGGUGAGAGCAGGUCCAGACACUCGGGCGGCUUGCUUAGAUUAAUCGGGUAUCAUCCGGAACCCGCAACUACAUAAAUCUACAUUCCAAAGUCAAGCCAUUAUACGGUCAUAUAAGGGCAAAGUAUCAGAUUAUUCUGCAUGCGUUGCACAAAGUAGAAUAUUUAAAAUACAGUCUUCCAGUAUGCAAACUGUUUUAGUUGGAUUCGAUAAAUGUUUUAAUUGAGUGGCCUGCAUCUUUACCUGCAAAACGAUCUCAACAGCCGAAAUUCUAUCUAUUACGGAAACAGUUUGCGAUGAAUCUUGCCGUAAUAAGUAGAAGUUGUUGCAAGUCGACGAUGCGUAGCUGGGGAAAGCUGCCCUGUGGGUCGGCAAGCAUGCAUAAGCUGCGUGGUUCCCCGAGGAUCAUCGUUCUUUUAUUCUAUUUUAUGUGCUUGUGGAGCCGAGUGACUGGAAUGUGCCCUGCUCGUUGUGAAUGCAACGAUGAAAUACUUCGAGUAAUUUGUGAUUCUGCUAACCUUGAUGUCGUCCCAAUAACACUCAAUCCUGAGUUACGUGAAUUGAGGUUGAGCAACAAUCACAUCAAGGGUGUUCGGGUAUCUUUUAACGUCUACCGUAAUCUGGAAUUCCUGGAUGUCUCUCAUAACCAGUUAGUAAAUCUGGGCAAAGAAAACUUCGCUGUUCUUGAACACUUGACGGUUCUGCUUGUGAAUCGGAACAUGAUUUCUCUUCUCCAAAACGAUACUUUUAAAGGGCUAAAUGCGCUCAAAGUAUUACAUCUGAAUGAAAACUACUUGGAUGAAUUACCACCAAAAGUUUUCGUGCACCUUGAAAAUUUAGAAUUGCUAGAUCUUUCUCAAAAUAGAAUUGCAUCAAUAGAACCAGAAGCGUUUUAUGGAUUGAAGAAUUUAAAAACGUUGUUACUUCGUGAUAAUCAGUUGACUAACAUUCCUAGCACAUCAUUCCAAUAUAUAUCCGAAUUAGUCAAAUUGGAUUUGGGUCUCAAUUCUUUUCAUGACAUUCCUGAAAAUUCCUUUUCUUCUUUAAAUAUCCUUCAAGAACUGUCUCUAGAUGGAUGCGGCAUUCGAGUUAUACAGUACGGAGCCCUGAAGUGGCUGAACUCGCUACUUAUACUUCGUAUUCAUGAUAAUGAGUUAAGUGAGGCUCCCACAAAAGCCCUAUUUGACGUCAUUCGUUUGGAAGAGCUACAUAUUGGGCAAAACAAAUUCCGAGAGCUGAAAGCAAAAUCGUUUCAAAGGCUUAAGUUCUUGAACAAAAUUGAGAUAAAUGGCUGUCCUGCUCUGCAACAAAUUGAAAAAGGCGCUUUUUCGGAUAAUAUCAAUCUGAAAGCUAUAGUCAUCAACCACAACAAAGUCUUAAAGCACAUACAGGAUGGAGCCUUCGACAAUCUACCAAAUAUCCACCACGUUAGCUUCAGGGGUAAUGCUUUUGAAACUUUUCAGUACAGUCUACUUCCAUGGGAUGAAUUGCAGUCCUUGGACGUGAGGGACAAUCCUCUAGUGUGCAAUUGCAGCCUUCUAUGGCUUUGGAAGUUAUUAAUGACCAAAAAUUUUUCUUCAUUUGAGGGUCAGAGUGAUGCGACCCAAGUCGUUUGCGUAAGCCCUCCAGGACUUAAGGACAGGAUCCUUGCCAAUCUGCCGGAAGAUGACCUGGAUUGCUACAGCAUGGACACCAGGCGCCAACUUAUUAUCGGUGUAGUUGUAGCUGGAGCCAUCGGUUCGGCCGUCAUAAUCAUGCUAAGCUUCAGAUAUAGGGACAAACUGGCUGGAGUUUUGAAAACAAAGUGGGGUCGUGGUAGGAAAGAGCCACAGUAUCAGAAGACUAGUGCUGAAGAAGAGAGUACUAUUCUUCAGGCGACAGCACAACAAUCGCUAAAGAUGACGCCCGUCACUGAACUGUGAUAGUUCCGACUCUUCUUCCAUUUGCUGGGACUAAUUUUUCCUACUUUUGUUACUCUAGCGUUGCAAGUUUCUUCAACUAAAACGAUUACAUCUUAGAGAAACCAUAUAUUACUUUUCAACGUGAUUUUUUUUUCGUACAUUUGGUCAAUACAGAAAUAAUUCACGAUGAGCGGUAAAAGCUUUUACACGAUGUGUUUUCUUAAGCUAGUAAUUAUAAAACCACGUGAAGUCUUUCACACCCAGCCACAUUGGUGAUUUAAGAUUUGUGAUAGUGCUAAACAUUUAUUUCGGAAAUAUAGCAAAAGUAAGUCUGAGACUAUUGGCGGCAACAUUCCAUGUCAUUACAUAGCACUGUAAGGUUUUUCUAAAUGAGCUAUGAUUUACUUACACAUGACUUGUUUGAAAAUAUAUACUUUUAACUAGUUUAUAUUAAAUUUUCGUAUCACAUGUUUCUGCAUAAAAUUACAGUGAGAAGUGUACGAAACAUUCAUAUUUUUAUGUACAGAUUUAUUACCUGCAACGCUAUUGCGACAAACGGCAGAUUGAAAUACGUAUUAUUGUUGUUAAUUCCUGAAAAUGCUAUCAAAACCGCUUUAAUGUCAAGAAGGCAUUAAGUGAAAACAUAGUGUGAUAACUGUCAACAUCAUAUAACUCAUCAAGUUGUUGGCUUUAAAAGGUUUUCGUUCGAAUUCAUUAGUUUUAUUCAUUGUACUUGUGAAAUUUCCUUGUAUAUUGUGGUUUCGACUUCUGUAAGACUGUGAGUGCCUAAUUUCAAAAUAUAUAUGCUUAUUUCUCUGGAGACUAUUCGUUCGAAAGAUAAUCAAACUGGUUCGUUUUCUUCCCUGUGAAAUUAUUAUAUGUGAAAUGCUGAGCAUCAGAGAAGAAGGAAAACUUAUUGACAUUAGUUUGUACUGUGAAUUCUGUUUCUUCGAUAUUCAUUAUGCUGUAAAUUUAAAUUACGCUAUUCCUAAAGAAAGAGCUUGUAUAUAUUUCUUGUCAUGUGUUCUUUUAUGUUAAAGGAAAUUAUGAAAUAAAUUACUUUUAGGUUCUUGUUGUCAA